UUUAUCAGAUUAAACAUUCUGCUGGCAGUCGAGUUUGCGAGGUGCCUCGUCUUUUUAGGAAACGAUUUUAUAGGACAUGUGACUAAAUUACCCGCUCACAUGGUCGCUGUGUUUGCAUGAUCCGCUUUAGUUUUUAAAGUCCAGUGCUCGAGCUCGCUCUGCAACAACCAUCCGGAGCAGAAGACCACUAAAACGCACGACCUAACCGGACAAGCCAUGGCGAGCAGUGGACAAAAAGUAGUUCUGAUCACCGGUUGCUCCUCCGGCAUCGGGUUACGAAUCGCCGUCCUGCUGGCCAAAGAUGAAAAGAAGUGUUACCAUGUCAUUGCCACCAUGCGUGACCUGAAGAAGAAGGAUAAGCUGGUGGAGACAGCAGGUGAUGCGUAUGGGAAGACCCUCAUGCUGCUGCCUCUGGACGUGUGCAGUGAUGAGUCAGUCAAGCAGUGCAUCAACAGUGUCAAGGACCGCCAUAUUGAUAUCCUCAUCAACAAUGCAGGUGUGGGCUUGUUGGGACCAGUGGAAAGCAUCAGUAUCGAGGACAUGAAGAGGGUGUUUGAGACCAACUUCUUUGGCGUGGUGAGGAUGAUUAAAGAGGUCAUGCCUGACAUGAAGAAGAGGCGGGCGGGACACAUCGUGGUCAUGAGCAGUGUUAUGGGUCUACAGGGUGUAGUGUUCAACGAUGUCUACACUGCCUCCAAGUUCGCCAUGGAGGGCUUCUGUGAGAGUAUGGCUGUCCAACUGCUCAAGUUCAACGUCCAUUUGUCUAUGAUUGAGCCAGGGCCGGUGCACACUGAGUUUGAGACGAAGAUGAUGGAGGACGUGGCCAAGAUGGAGUACCCAGGAGCUGAUGCAGACACAGUGCGCUACUUUAAAGAUGUUUACCUGCCCUCCUCCAAGGAUAUCUUUGAGGCCAUGGGUCAGACCUAUGUGUAUAAGAGACAGGCCAUGAAGUAUGCCGACGAGACAGGCGGCCUGUCGGUCAACACCUUCUACAACCUGCUGUUCAACUUCGGCCCCCUCAUGCACAUCACCAUGAGCAUCCUUAAGUGCCUGACCUGCAGCUGCCUGCGCCGACGCACCAUCUCACCUAACUGAGAGAGACUGGGUCUGGGUCUGAAAUGGAACCCUAUUCCCUAUAUUGUGCAUUACCAGGGUGAAAAGUAGUGCAUUAUAUAGGGAUAGAGUGCCAUUUUGGACAUACCCUGUGAGAAAUAUACAGUUGUGUAGCUGAAUUAUUGACACCCAAACCUGGACCACCUGGGGGAAGGAGGGGCAUGUAGUUCUCGGGGAGAGAGGCCGUGAGAGAACCAGGAUAAGCUUUGGCCAGGCAACACGCACAAUUGCACAAACACAGACAGUACAGUGUGACCUCAUACAUGGGGCUAGAGGUUUUUUCUGGUCAGAUCAUGUGAUCGGGAAAAACUCCUGGCCCUCCUCAUACAUACACAUGAUUACA
Messenger RNA from Salvelinus sp. IW2-2015, 1456 nucleotides. Lineage: Eukaryota; Metazoa; Chordata; Actinopteri; Salmoniformes; Salmonidae. The record is from RefSeq and is a predicted model, not a curated record.